Molecule: messenger RNA, 2541 nt
Organism: Crotalus tigris (Tiger rattlesnake)
Lineage: Eukaryota; Metazoa; Chordata; Lepidosauria; Squamata; Viperidae
Exons: 2
Coding region: 572-1642 (356 amino acids)
Source: RefSeq, a predicted model, not a curated record
GUCCGAAAGGCCCGACAUUCAGCUGGCUGGCGCGCAUGCGCAAGAGCCGCUCCGACACCCAGCUGGUCCCGCUGGAGCUGCACAUGCGCAAAUGGUGCUCCGGAUGGCACAGCGCAUGCGCAGAUGGCGAAAACAACGAAAUCUGCGCAGUCUCCUUACGUGGACACUAGGCUGAAGCUAACAUCACUAAAAGAGACUACUAGGCUGCCGAAGCGUCGGGAAGCCGUCGAAGCGUCGGGAAACGUCGGGAGGUGGCAGCUGCAGAUCUGGAUAAUCAGAUGGAUGGCCAUAUAGGGGGUAUUGGGCGGUCCGGAAGAGGGUGGUGGUGCAUGGGUGGUAGCGUGGGUGUGGGCUAGGCGGGGUCUUUGUGAAUUGUAUAAAGGAGCCAUGAAUAUAAUAGUUAUCAGUGCUGACUUUAAAUCGUUACUUUACUGGAAUAAAGUGGAAGUUCUUCGUUCCUGACGUGUUGAUUUUGUAUUGGCUGAUUGUGUAGUCAAGACGAGGCAACAAUAAGUCAGCACUCCCCCUAAACUCGUUCUUUAGAGUAGGCUUGGAGCAGACGGGAGGCAGCAUGGCAGAAGGGGUGCAAGACGGUGUCCCGGCUGAAGAUGCUCCUGAACAGGUGGAGGACCAGGGCUCGUCUGUGGAUCCAGGUGCAGUGAUGGAGGGUCCUGUAGUACGCCCGAAGGAAAGGAUUAUUCCGCCAGCUGUGGAUGUGGGCCCCGAGACUAAGCAGAGGCCGGCAGCGACCGAGGCGGCUGAAUGGUGGUUAAGUCCAGCAUUACAACGUUUGGACACUGGUCGGCGGCCUAUGCUGGGUGACAGAGACUCUUAUGCAGCUUGGAGGGAAAGGAGAGUGGCUGGUGACGAGGAGGGUGAUUGGAGUUACUCCACCGCUCCUGGACAGUACACCCUUGAUGUGUUAAGGGAUAGAUUUGGGGAGACAGGUUUCCUUCCCAAACAAGGGGUGGCCCCCCAGCGUCCUAUUGAUUCAUCUGGAUUCCGUUUGGCUAGCCCGAAAUUGAGGGUGUCAACAGCACAACUGGAACAAGGGGGACAGGGAGGUGUGAGAAUGGGACCCACACAUGCCAGUCGUACCACCCCUGUUUCCCUGCCUUUGGGGUCUGGGGAUCUUGGCCGACAAUCCGCUAUCACUGGGGGACAACAGGGUGGCCAACCAGCUUUAGUGUGGCCCACGGGUAUACCACGGACCCCUCCGCCUCUUGGGAUUACGUUUGACGGCGAUCCUGACAAAUUGGCCAUGUUUUUAGGCCAUGUGUUGAAUCAUUUAGAUCGCUUUGCGGCCCAUUACACCUCACAGUGGGCCAUAGUGGUAGCAGUGACUGCCAAUUUGCAGGGUGAGGCGGCUACCUGGGCAGCAGACUUGUUUGGAGAUCACGCCAGCGAGUUGGCCGAUAUAGGCUCUUUUCUUGAGGCCUUGAGGAUUCAGUUUGAGGACCCUACCAGGGUUCAAAGAGCGGAGGCAGAAAUAGUACACUUAAAACAGGGGGGAAGGCCAGUAAGAGAGUUCAUUAGGGAAUUCCAGCGUGUGGCAGGCCGAUUAAGAUCAUGGCCUGAGAAAUUGCUAGUGCAUCACUUCCGGCAUGGGCUAGAUGUGGACUACGUCAGGCUUGUCUGGUGAGGGGGGUUCCGGCUCGUUUACACGAUUGGUAUAAGACAGUUACUGAACUCUAUGCUGGGUUGCAGGAGAUAAGUCCAGGUACACCCGCCUCUCUCCCCGCACCCGCACAGCAAUCAACCAGUAAACCUAAGGCUGUGGGGUUCCAGUACAAACAGUCCCACCGGGGGCGCCAAGGGGGAUAUUCCGCUGUUUCCGAUGCAAUAAACCGGGUCACAGGGUGGCCCAGUGUCCAAUAUCUCCAGGAAUGGGAGUGUCUUCGGGACAGUCUGGGCUCGCGACGAGAAGGCAGGAGGUCACGCCAUUUUGGGGUACGGAUCAAAUGAGAGCUUUGCGGCAAAAUGAAGACAGCACACCCUAUGGGCCUUCACCAGGAGUGGCGGUUUCAACCCCGGAGGUGGUGCCUGACAAGUAUGAUCGGGAGGACCCGGAAGAGGAUCCCAUGGGGGAGCCUUGGUAAAGGGGGGCAGUAUGUCGGGCCGUAGCGGAGGCCGUCCGGGUUACCUGCACCAAUGAAGCCUCGACUCCCCGAACGCGCGGUCUAACGGGUCCGAAAGGCCCCACAUUCAGCUGGCUGGCGCGCAUGCGCAAGAGCCACUCCGACACCCAGCUGGUCCCGCUGGAGCUGCACAUGCGCAAAUGGUGCUCCGGAUGGCACAGCGCAUGCGCAGAUGGCGAAAACAACGAAAUCUGCGCAGUCUCCUUACGUGGACACUAGGCUGAAGCUAACAUCACUAAAAGAGACUACUAGGCUGCCGAAGCAUCGGGAAGCCGUUGAAGCAUCGGGAAGCGUCGGGAGGCGGCAGCUGCAGAUCUGGAUAAUCGGAUGGAUGGCCAUAUAGGGGGUAUUGGGCGGUCCGGAAGAGGGUGGUGGUGCAUGGGUGGUAGCGUGGGUGUGGGCU